Cololabis saira (Pacific saury) is the source of this 1691-nucleotide messenger RNA. RefSeq names its product gap junction alpha-9 protein-like. The transcript has 2 exons. Gene Ontology annotation, cellular component: connexin complex. The record is from RefSeq and is a predicted model, not a curated record. Gene Ontology annotation, biological process: cell communication. The coding region runs from base 146 to 1657 and encodes 503 amino acids. Lineage: Eukaryota; Metazoa; Chordata; Actinopteri; Beloniformes; Belonidae.
GUUUCUGACCAGCGGUGGGACUGAAGUCUGAGGAUUAAAGGAGAUCAGAGAUGAGCUCGUAGGACUUCAGUCGGCUUCAUGACUGAUGCACAUUGUUUCAUAUAGAAGAUGAAAGCACAGUUGAUGUAAAAGAAAUCCAACAAACAUGGGGGACUGGAACUUCCUGGGCGGGAUCUUGGAGGAGGUGCACAUCCACUCCACCAUGGUGGGGAAGAUCUGGCUGACCAUCCUGUUCAUCUUCCGGAUGCUGGUGCUCGGCGUGGCGGCGGAGGACGUGUGGAACGACGAGCAAUCGGACUUCAUCUGCAACACGGACCAGCCGGGCUGCCGCAACGUGUGCUACGACCAGGCCUUCCCCAUCUCCCUCAUCCGCUACUGGGUGCUGCAGGUGAUCUUCGUGUCCUCGCCGUCCCUGGUCUACAUGGGCCACGCCAUCUACCAGCUGCGCGCCCUGGAGAAGGAGCGCCACGGCAAGAAGGUGGCGCUGCGCCGCGAGCUGGAGGCGGUGGACGCCGAGAUGGCGGAGGUGAAGCGGAGGAUGGAGAAGGAGAUGCGGCAGCUGGAGCAGGGGAAGCUGAACAAGGCGCCGCUGCGGGGGUCGCUGCUCUGCACCUACGUGGCCCACAUCGUCACCCGCGCCGUGGUGGAGGUCAGCUUCAUGACGGGCCAGUUCGUGCUGUACGGCCACCGCCUCAGCACGCUGUACAAGUGCGAGCGGGAGCCGUGCCCCAACAUGGUGGACUGCUUCGUGUCGCGGCCCACGGAGAAGACGGUGUUCAUGAUGUUCAUGCAGGCCAUCGCCUGCAUCUCGCUCUUCCUCAGCCUGCUGGAGGUCAUACACCUCAGCUUCAAGCGCAUCAAGAAGGGCAUCCUGGACUACUACCCCCACCUGAGGGACGACCUGGACGACUACUACGGCAGCAAAUCCAAGAAGAACUCGGUGGUGCACCAGGUGUGCGUCGGGACGACGGCGGGGCGGAAGGCCACAAUCCCCACGGCGCCCAGCGGCUACACGCUGCUGCUGGAGAGGCAGGGCAACGGGCCCGACUACCCCCUCCUCAGCGCCUCCUCCGCCUUCGUCCCCAUCCAGGGGGACCCGGGCCUGAAGCCGGAGGGCCUCAAGGACGUGAAGGGGGGGGUGCCGAGCCCCACGGAGCAGAACAGCAACUCCAACAACACCAGCAGCGAGACGCGCUCCCCUCCCGCCGAGAAGCAGGACGACCCCGGGGAGUCGCCCCCCCGCCACGAGGACCUGGCCUGCCGGAGCUCCGAGUACCCCACCCUCCCCGUGGCGGACGCCCCCCCGGGGCCCGCGCCGGCGGGCGUCGCCCGGAGGUCGCGGAGGAUCAGCCCGCCGUGGAACUGCUCCACGGUGGUGGAGGGGAACUGUUCGGACAGCGGGAGCUCGUACCCGGGGGGCAGCAGCACGAAGCUCCGCAGCAGCAGCCCCAGGUCCAGCCCCCGGUCCAGCCCCCGGCCCAGGGUGCUGUCCAAGAGGCCCAGCAGACCCCAGAGCCCCGACUCGGCGGGGGACCUGAGCUCUGCGUCGCGACACAGCCGCGAGAGCAACAGCCCCCCGGUGUCGUCGCCCAACCGGCGCGUGUCGGCGGCGAGCAGCGGCAGCAGCAGGCGCGCCCCGACUGACCUGCAGAUAUGACCUCACCUGCAGACACCUGAACUUUCUGUCUUUC